AUGACUCAACCCAACCCUUACGUUCUGGCCGCCGAUAAUCCGGGCGCCGUCCUGACUCUAUUGCAGUCCAACCCCUCCAUCGCCUCGAACCAAGAUGAGCACGGAUAUUCAUUACUCCAUGCUGCGGCUUCUUACGGACACAUCGACCUGCUACGCGCUCUGGUGAAGGACUACAACGUGGACGUUAACCUGCUCGACGAGGAUGGUGAAACCUGCCUGUUUGUGACGGAAAGCCUCGACAUUGCGAAAUGCCUGGUUGAAGAACUGGGUGUGGACUACAACAAGAGAAACGAUGAGGGCCUCGCAGCCUAUGAGACUAUUGAGAGCGAUGGCUCUUUCCCGCAAAUUGCUGCUUAUCUGCGGCAAGUCGCAGGCGUGCCUGAGCCGGAGGUCGACUCGGCUGGCGACGCACUAAACCCGGCUCCGCCGCUUCCCCCGAACGUUCAAAUGAACCUGGGCACAGUGUCGGAACAGGAGGCUAGUGCGGGAAUGGACGAGGUGGAUCCCGAGUUCAAGCGGCGCAUUGAUGAGCUGGCCGCGCGUGAGGAUUUCCACAGCGAAGCUACGCAGAGCCAACUGCGCCAGUUGGUCAUGGAUGCUAUUUCGGGCUCCGGUAUCAACACCCAGGAGCGUGAGGUGCGCCGCAGGACGGAUUAA
This is a messenger RNA of Aspergillus luchuensis, 657 nucleotides long. RefSeq names its product ankyrin repeat protein. Bases 1 to 657 code for a protein of 218 amino acids. The transcript has a single exon. The record is from RefSeq and is a predicted model, not a curated record. Gene Ontology annotation, molecular function: protein binding. Lineage: Eukaryota; Fungi; Ascomycota; Eurotiomycetes; Eurotiales; Aspergillaceae.